ACUCAAUUCGAACAUAUGCAAUAAUGAAAUUAAAUAUCCAUCUGCGUAUACUCGAUGACUUAUUCGAGUUCUAUCACCAUUUUGUUAUUCUGUCCAGUCAUCAUGUAUAUAGACGAGAGAAAACAAUUGUGACGAAGAAGAUCAAUGGUCGAAACAUUUUAUUAUGAUAGUAGACAAAAGAAAAUAGAUCAUUUGUGCUAUAAAUAUAGUGCGUUAACGAAAGUUUCUUUUUUAAUAUUCAUUUCUGUUUCACUACUCAAAUCAAACCUAAACAAGUAAAUAUAAAUUACUUAAAAAUUUUGUCUAUAUUCUAUUAAAUAGAUUGUUAUUAAUAUGCCACCCAAACAAACAUUGUCAGCAUCACCAUCAAUUGUUGCUGCAAAAGCAGCAAGGGAUAAUCAUGCAAAUCAAUGUAAUCCUAAUCAUCCCGAAUACCAAGGUUAUCAGGCUAGUUAUAUCGGUCAAGGUACUAAAGCUGAUUUAGACCAUCAUGCCAAACAACUAAAUCCAAACAAUUCACUAUUUCAACCUGGUGGACCGAAAUAA
Messenger RNA from Rotaria sp. Silwood2, 546 nucleotides. Lineage: Eukaryota; Metazoa; Rotifera; Eurotatoria; Philodinida; Philodinidae. The record is from the annotation of a GenBank genome assembly.